This is a messenger RNA of Anolis carolinensis (green anole), 15929 nucleotides long. It is a transcript of the gene pde3a, whose product is annotated as phosphodiesterase 3A. Gene Ontology annotation, cellular component: cytosol. The coding region runs from base 1058 to 4333 and encodes 1091 amino acids. Lineage: Eukaryota; Metazoa; Chordata; Lepidosauria; Squamata; Anolidae. The transcript is spliced from 16 exons. Gene Ontology annotation, biological process: positive regulation of oocyte development; oocyte maturation. Gene Ontology annotation, molecular function: calmodulin-activated 3',5'-cyclic-GMP phosphodiesterase activity. The record is from RefSeq and is a predicted model, not a curated record.
CCAGGUGCGGGGAUGCUGGAGCGCAGGUCCCGCCCCUCCCCUUCCCCCUCCAGUCUGAACUGGUCCAGGCUUUCCCUUGCAGACCCUCAGGUCGUGGCUGUUGUUGCGGGACAAUUCAACCCACUUCUCUCCUCAUUGGGACACAAUCUUCCUCGCAAAGGCACUAGUGAGCCGGGAAGGCGGUGCAGUCUGUUUCUCCCCGUCUCUCCGGUCUUCCUUUCUGCUGUGGCUGUGGAAAACUUCGCCUCUUUCGGCCCCGUCUGCUUCUCCGGCCAUGGGCGAUGGGGAAAGGCAGCCGGGAUGGAAGGAGGCGUGAGAGAGGAGGAGGAGGAGGAGGCGGCGGCAACGGGGGGCUCUCCUCCGCAUCCCCGGAGCCCCUCGGACCUAAAGAGACCCCCACCGAGCCUACUCACUGUGAUACUAUCAUCGCUACUUGGUUUGGCAUUUUGCUUUCCCUUCCUCGCUGGAAAGCCCAAGCUCCAGGGACUUACCGUGAAAUACUUUGGUAAAAAAUUGCUUUCUUUUCCCUUCCCAAAGCUGGAAGAAACCCCCAAGGUCCCUCCAGCCCAACCCCUUGCCAUGAAAACUUGAAAUAUAUAUAUGAAGAUCUACCGGUAAAUCAACGCGGCUUCUUCUCCUUCCACUUUUAAAAACUUUCGAACUUCUUGGAUUUUUUUAAAAAUAGUGUCAGAAGCGACUUGAGAACCUACUCUGACUGCAACUCGCUCCCGGAGUGAGAGAAUUGCCCAGCUGGGAGGCUUCUCUCAUGUCCCCACAAGCUAGAGCUGGCAGACGGGAGCUCGCCCCGUCCCGCGGAUUCGAACGGGUAGCAACCCACCCAACCUCCACUUCAGCAGUCCUGCCGGCACAAGGUUUUAACCCAUUGUGCCACCGCGGCUCUUUAGCUGCUAGGAUGGAUUUAUAAGGGGAAGAUAUUCUUUUGUCGAGCUAAGCUUAGACCUUCCCAACCCCAAGGAGGUGGUUUGAAGAGGGCUGAGAGGAGGGAAGGGGUCCGUUUUGCCCACAGCGCAAAGUGGGCAAAGCGGCCUUAGGGGAGAUGGCCAAACCUUCUCCGCUUAGGGCUGGACGUAGCGGCGGCACAGGCUCCGAAGCGGAGGGCGCAAGAGCCGCCUGUAAUGGUUGCUGCUCCUCGGCGAGGGAAGAAGGCGAAGGCUUGAGCGGAGGAGGCGGGCUCCCUUGGCGCGCCCUCCGUGGGCUCCGCGCGUGGCUCCCGCCGGCCUUGGCGCUGGGCUCCGUGGGGCUGCUGCUGCCUCCCGGGCCGGGGCUGCGCUGGGGCUUCGUGGGCUUCUCCUGCCUCCUCCUGGCCGCCUGGCGGUGGCCGGGCUGGGUCGGGCUCCGCCUGCGCGCAACCGCUUGGCUCUUGGCCGCCUGCUUCUGCCUGGCCUGGUCCCUCGGGGCGGAGGAAGAGGAGGAAGAGGGCGAGGAGGAGGAGGAGGAGGAGGAAGAGCGGCGGCACCGGGGGGAGACGGGGGAGGAGCUGCCUCUGCUCCUGCUCCUCUCCUCCUCGGGGCUGGCGCUCCGCUGCCUGACCGGCGGGCGAUGGGUUGGCGUCCUCAUGCUGGCCUUGGCUAGCGCGCUGCGCCUCGCCUUCGGGGCCUCCUGGCGACCCUACCUGGCUUCUCUCCUGGCCUUGGCCGGCAUCCUUGGGGCCAGCUACGCCCGCCACCGCCGGCAGAAGAAGCAGAAGCAGCAGCAGCAGCGGGACAAAGAAGAGGAAAGAGAAAGAGGAGGAGAAGGAGCCGCCCGCCCGGCCAAGAAACGGCGGCGCUCCAGUUCCAUGAUCUCCGCCGACAUGGCCGGCUGCGGCUUGAAUAAGUCCCACCGACGGACCUCGCUGCCCUGCAUCCCGCGGGAGCAGAUUAUGGGACAUUCUGAAUGGGAUCACAAACGAGGACCCAGAGGAUCCCAGUCUUCAGGCACCAGUAUUACAGUGGAUAUUGCUGUCAUGGGAGAGGCACAUGGACUCAUUACAGAUCUUCUGGCAGAUCCUUCCUUACCACCCAAUGUCUGCACCUCUUUGAGAGCAGUGAGCAACCUGCUUAACACACAAUUAACUUUCCAAGCUAUUCAUAAGCCAAGGGUGAACCCACUGGCAUCCUUCAGUGAGAACUAUAGCUGCUCCGACUCAGAGGAAUGCUCAGAAAAGGGAGAGAAGCUAAAGCGCAUCCGGAAAAAUCUGCCACCAGGUCUUCUACGCCGAGUGUCAUCUACUUGGACAACAACCACAUCUGCUACUGGUUUACCCACUUUGGAGCCAGCCCCAGUGAGAAGAGACCGUAGUGCUAGCAUCAAACUUCAUGAUACGUCAUCAUCCAGCUCCGAUUCUUGGAACAAUCCCCUCCUGAUGUCGAUCACCAAAAGCAGGUCGUUUUCUGCCUCCUAUGCAAUGUCCGCUGCCAACCAUCUGAACUCCAAAAGGCCCAGCCGACAAGGCAUCCCACCAAAUAUUUCACCUCUCACUUCCCCAAGCCAUUCACCCAUCCAUGGUACUCCAGCCCACAGUCCCACCAGCAAGACCUCCAACGAACAAUUCCCAGAAUCAACCGUCACUGCCUCUAAGCAGACCCUCAAGCCCCACAAGGUCUUAGGCUGCACUCAGAGCGCACCUGCCAUAGCAGAGCCUGUCCUCCCCUCCCCUGUCAUCUGCAGCAGCUGUGGCAGGCCAUACAACCAAAUAGAGCCUGGGGAGGGAACAUUAGACAGAAGUGAUGGAACAGCACAUACCUUGAACAGAACAGAUGAUCCAGCCCAAGCCACCUCUGACUAUGAAACAAACAACAGUGACAGCAGUGAUAUUGUGCAAAAUGACGAUGAGACAGAUUGCUCCAAGGAGCAGGCACAGAUGGACUCUAACUGCAGGACAUAUACUCCAGAGACAAUCAUAUUGCAUCCCCUGCUACCAUCUGAGGAAAAACCUAUUCUUGCCCCAGAGCCUCUCAUUAUGGACAAUUUGGACCCUCUUAUGGAUCAACUAAAUAAUUGGAAUUUCCCAAUCUUUGAUUUGGUAGACAAGAUAGGCAAGAAAUGUGGCCGGAUCCUAAGCCAGGUAUCCUAUAGGCUCUUUGAAGACAUGGGGCUGUUUGAAACCUUUAAAAUCCCUGUGAAAGAGUUCAUGAACUACUUCCAUGCUUUGGAGUGUGGAUACCGAGAGAUACCUUAUCACAACAGGAUCCAUGCCACUGAUGUCCUUCAUGCCGUUUGGUAUCUGUCAACCCAGUGUAUACCAGGCCUCCCAACUGUGAUUAAUGACCACGGGUCAGCAAGUGAUUCAGAUUCUGAUAGUGGGAUCACUCAUGGCCACAUGGGAUAUGUAUUGUCGAAAACAUAUGCACCAGCAGAUGACACAUAUGGCUGCUUGGCUGGCAACAUCCCUGCCCUUGAACUGAUGGCUCUUUAUGUAGCUGCCGCCAUGCACGACUAUGAUCAUCCAGGAAGAACCAAUGCCUUCUUGGUCGCAACCAGCGCUCCUCAGGCCGUACUAUAUAAUGACCGCUCUGUUCUGGAGAACCAUCAUGCUGCUGCAGCAUGGAACCUCUUCAUGUCCAGGUCAGAAUAUAACUUCUUAGUCAACCUCGAUCAUGUGGAAUUCAAGCACUUUCGCUUCCUAGUUAUUGAGGCAAUAUUGGCCACUGAUCUGAAGAAGCACUUUGACUUUGUUGCCAAAUUAAAUGCCAAGGUGAAUGAUGAUGUUGGCAUUGACUGGACGAAUGAGAACGACCGCUUGCUGGUUUGUCAAAUGUGCAUCAAACUGGCAGACAUAAAUGGCCCAGCAAAACAUAAAGACUUGCAUCUACGGUGGACAGAAGGCAUUGUUAAUGAAUUUUAUGAACAGGGUGAUGAAGAAGCCAGCUUAGGCCUCCCAAUCAGCCCAUUCAUGGAUCGUUCUGCUCCUCAGUUGGCAAACCUUCAGGAAUCCUUCAUCACUCACAUUGUGGGACCGCUGUGCAAUUCCUAUGACUCAGCAGGGCUGAUGCCAGGGAAAUGGGUUGAAGACAACGAUGAUUUGGGAGAUACAGAUGAUCCAGAUGAGGAAGAUUCAACAGAUAUGGACACCUGUGAAAAUCCAGAGUCAAGGAAGAAGAGGAGGAAAAUCUUCUGCCAGAUAACUCAGCACCUGGUCGAGAACCAUCAGAUGUGGAAGAAAGUCAUAGAGGAAGAAGAGAGGAAAGCCGGGAUAGAAAAGCAAGCUCUGGAGCAACCAGCAACGUUGCACCCAUCCUCUGAACAAAUUGAGGCAAUUAAAGAGGAGGAGGAAGAGAAAGGAAAGCCAAAGCCGGAAGAGGACAGCACAAUCCCAGAAACAAACCAAUGACGAUGAUAGGAUUCUGAGCAGUAUUUGAAGACAAGGAUGACUUGCAUACCUGUUCUUUUUACAAGCCAGCACAACAUUUUAGACACAACACUGUAGAAAUAUGGGGGGAUGCACCUACAGCUAUUUAGGUUGUUUCUCUUUCCUUUAUUUUUUAAAAAAGAGUGGGGUUCAUUGUUUAAACUCCGCUGCUCAACAGAAGCUUUCACACUGCAACACCGACUUUUACAGACUUUCGUAUGGGGUGGGGAAUUAUAAAUAUAUAUAAUUAUAUAUAUAUUAUAUAUAAAAUAUUAGCCUGAUUUUAUCAGCUGCAUAUUUCUUUGUUUUUUUUUAAUGAUAUAUUAUGGUAACUGUGACAUUAAAAGAAAAGGGAGAAAUCUCAAAAUGAGUGAAGUGACCAAGUCUACCUUGCCCUUUCAUGAUGUGGUGCCAAUGAUAGUAUUGCUAAAAUAACUACAUAUUUUGCUAUCAUGGGUGUGCAUGCACGAUGGUUUGCACACAUAUUGCAGAAAUGUGGGAAUGUCAUUGAGAAAUGUGUUUAAUGUUGUAGUGAAGAGUAUGGUGUCACAGCUCAUAUGAGUAUGGGCCUUCCCCAGAAUAUCAUAAAGUGGCCUCUGCAGAGACCGUAUUUUCUCCUUCCUUCUCCAAUAAAAAGGAUCUAUACUAGGAAUAGGCAACUGCAGAAGGCUAGAGGGUCACAUUAGGCCCCAAGGAGACCUUGGGGGGCUGCACCCCUAUCAUCUCAUUUCCCCACUGCAAAACAACAAUUAAUGCUCUGACCCUAAAUGUCCCCCAAUGCCCUUUAAGAGAACAUGGGAGCACUUUUUGCCAUGAUUUUAGGUUCUCCUAAUCCAAUUUAGAGGUUUUUUUAAAAAAAACAGGAAGUGAUCAAACUCAUCUUUGAUUUACUUCUAUUUUUUUAAAGCCUUUGGGAAAAAUCAACCCUGGGGAUCCCCAGGGACCACACAAAAAUGGGCCUGGGUUUCCAAAUGUAGCCAUCAUAUGAGCAUAUUCUUUCUCAGCCUUGGAAAGCCUUGUGUCAAAGACAUCCUUUUUUUUUCCUCCACACAACUCAAUAGAAUUGUGAGAGAUGUGAACCAGAGAAACUUCAUGUGCCAUCAAUUUAUUGAGUAGCCUUUCCUAUAGUUGGUUGGGGGCCUGUAGUUAGCUGGAGGCGUUGUUUCUGACAAGACGUUGCUUGAAGUUGCUUACAGUUAAGGGCUGAGACCUGAUCUUCAAAGUCCUCUUCCUUCUUCUCUUCCAUGAUGUGAAGGAGCAGCAGCAUCAGUCACCUGGGAACAUAGGAAGGUGUCUUAUACUGAAAUAGAUCAUUGGCACAUCUUGUCCAUCUUGUCAACUCUUAUCAGCAGUCCCAGUUCGCUAUGAUUUCAGGCACAAUUCUGUCCUAGUUCUACCUGGAGAUAUAUCCAUGAGUAUAAAUCUAAUUCAACCAUGCUUAAGAGAGAAAAUAGUAUAUGUCAGUGCUUUUAGAUUUGCUGGGGUGGAUAAAAAGGAUUGUAUGGUGUUAAUUUGUAAAAGGGGAAAUUCGGGUGACUUGUAGCAGCGAGUUGCAGUGUCCGAGGGAUUUUGCAGCUUGUUAGACUGGAAAGCAACACAUAAUUUCUUCCGUUAUAUCUGUUCACAAUAAUGGCAUAAUUUCAUAAUCUCCCUUGGCCUUAAUCACUAUGUGUAAUAAUUUUUGUUCCCUGGUUAUAAAUGUCAUUUCCUAAUGGGUUCUAUCAUAAAAACAUGGGAAAGGUUUAUUAAACUGCAAAAACUUUGUUUUUGUGGGAUGUUCUGCAGCACAUUUUGCUAUAGUAUUUCAAUGAAUAUCUUAUAAAAUCUCAACCAUUUCAACAUAAUUUGUGACAGCCACAAAAACGAAGUUUCUGGAGUACAACAACUACUUACAAAGUAAGUACCAUGCAAUGAAACAGGAAGUAACACUUUCAAACUAGGAACUUUCUUUUUCAAAUUUUGUUACAUAGUGUUAUUCACCUUUUAAUAUGGAUCAGUAGUUUAGGCUCAUUGUGAUUUUUUGGUGGUGGCUGUGGUUGUGGAAAUAUGUGGGAGGCCACUUAGCAAAUUAAAUUAGUAGUGUUCAAGAUUACUAUUUGCAAAAAACUAUAUUCCAAAUCUAGGGGGAAAAAUCUUCUUUGGAGUUACAACCCCCAUAACUGGCUUGGAUAUUCUGAGAAUCAUAGUCCACACAAAUACUUCUUUCUGAGCUCUUAUACAUCCUGCACUGAUUUGUUUUCUGUGAACCUCCUGGAAUGCAGAAAAUUUGUGCAAAACAGAGACAAGUGUCAGCAUUGUUUCACAUGAAGGAAGAAUCCCUCCUACAACAUAUCCCCAUCACUCUCUGAUAGCUACAAAUGGAAGAAAAACUUUGGUAAUUACAUCUAAGCUACCUUUUGUAUAGUUGUAUAGGGAAAUUAAUCUUGACUGCCAUUAGUGUUAUGCUCAAUGAUGAACACUGCGAUAGAUUUUGCCAGAACUUUAGCCUCUAACUGAAUUGAAUAAAUUGACCCUGGGUACAGACUGACUUAUAAAAAGCAUCUGAAAUAAAUGGAGAUAGGGUGUGAUUGGGAUUGCUCCUUCUAAGAAGAAACCAUUGCUUUUCAAUAAAAGCUAUCAUGUAGCAUUUUAUAAUUUGGCUAUAAACAACAUACUGCAAAUACUCAUGUAUAAGGCAAUCUCAUGUAUACAUCAAAGACAGGCUUGGGGGCCAAAAUAGGGAUUUAGAUAUGACUUGUAGCUAAGUUGAGGCAGCAGCAACAUCACCUCAGGGGCUAUCCAUCUUUGGAUGCUGCGAUUUUGUUGUAUUUUCGUUUUCAGAAAGGCUAGAAAUGGCAGAGAGAAUAGAAGAUGCCAGUGCUUUAGAUUUGCUUGAGGUGAAUAAAGCUCUCAUUUUUUGCCACUCUAAAUUUUCCUUGCGGGUAAAUUUAUAGCACUGCAGUAAACAGAUAAGUGGAGUGUAUUAUGUAAAGACAAGAGACCCCUUUAAACUCCCUGAAGGAUUUGUGUGUGUGUGUGUGUGUGUGUGUAAUGUGUGAAUAGAAUAGCAAGAGUUUAGGACUUGAAUAUACAAGGCCACUAGGUGUUUCCUCCAUUAUCAUUCUAUUUCUCUCUUAGAAUUUUAUUUUAACAGUUUCUUUCAUUCUUGAAUAUUAAAUGCAGCAGGAAGGGAGAUCUGCAUUCACCUGGGACAUUUGAUAUCAAGAGGCAAAUAACUAUCUUUUGUGAUGUAGAACAUAGAUGUUAAUCCACCUUGGUUGUAUGUCAAUGGCCUUUUAAAGCAAGAUUAAGGCAUGCAGUUUCCUAGCAUGAAGGCUAAAAAUGUCAAAUUAUCUCUCUUGGGUUGCUGAGAUUGCCACUGAUACAAGAUCAGCAUAGUCUUAACAAAAAAAACAAAAGGAUUUGCUUUAACAUGAACACACGCAGAAGAGAAAAUCAGAUAUUUGAAACAGUGUAGGAUUUCUUUGAAUAAGUCUCUUUUUGAAGAAGUUUAUCUUUUUGCCUGUGAUGGAUUUUUUUUCCUUUAUGUAAAUAUGGCAACUUGGAAGUAUUGUAUAGAUAGCAAAAUAAUGUCUGGAAGUUUCUUAGAAAAAUCAUUUUAGAAUAGGAAACAUUAUAUAAAAUGUAAACAUCACCACAUUUGAAAAAUAAGUGUUUGCAUAAUUGGUAGUGAGACUUUGUGCUUUCAACACAACAGUAUAAGUGUCAGCAAUUAUCGAAGAGCAAUUAGUUUAUCCUUUAUAAACCAAGGAUACUACCUGGAAAUCUGCAUCAAAGACUGGCUACCUAUUGCUGCCCUGGGGGGAUUUUGAUAAAUUUCUGUGCGAAGAGAAAUUGGCGUGCUUGAAUGCAUGCUCAGAAAUUGUGCCAAAGCUAUCAUUCCCAUGUGUGAGCCAUCUCUAGAACCAAUACCUCACCCUUUAAGUCUUUUGUAUAAAACUUCAUGGAUGGCUGUUUCACAUUCUCUGUUUAUCUACUUUUUCUGAUCUGUCUUCUCAGGAGUCUGUCUAGUAUCUUACCAACAUUAGCAAACAAGUUAAAGAUUUACUAAGGACAUUGGAUUUCAGUGUCAGUGUCUAAGUUGUUGAAAAUACAAUGUUCUGCCAGGGAAAGCCAGUGGAUUCAUUUCUGGAGUAGUGCAUCCACUCUUGAUUUGACCACUACUUUCUCCACAUCUAUUCAUGCUGGAACACCUGUAAAAAGAGCAAAAGCAAAAUCCAGGGAUGAUUCACCACUCCCACAGUGAUGGAUCUACAAACCAUCUUUCCUCCCACUAGGCCAAAGUCAAGUGAGACAGAACUGCAGGCUAGAGUUGAGUGAUAGAUUCUCUCUGACUCACCAUUUUUUUAAUGAAUAGUAUCCCUGGAUUCUUGAAAGUGAUAACAUUAUGCAAAAAGUUGGUAUUGAAAUGAAUGGGACUUCAGAUAUUAUGCACAGCUGGGGUUUUGGCAGUAGUCAUUGCGAAAAUGUGCAAUGUAGAUGUGAAAGGCAUGCGUCAUAGAUACAUUCAACAGAUAAAUGGUGGGUUCGGGCUUCUACAGUUUUGUGUGUGUGUGUGGGGGGGGGGGGGGUUGGCUGUUGCAUUGUGUGGCAUGGCCUGUAGUUCAAAACUGAAACAUCCCACACUUUGUAUCUGUCCUAUGCAGCCAUAAUUAAGGAUUUCAAACCAUAGCUGUGUUAAUUUGGAUUGGUAUGUGAAGGGAUCUUUUAACACCAUUGAGACUAACAGUUAAGCCAACAUCUUUGCCUCUGAAGUUAUCCUUUUGGUCUAGGAGUUCUAGCUCUAAAACCUCAAGCUCAGUCUUGCAAAGUACUCAAACUCUGUUCAGGUCUCCAUGAUCCCAAGGUCAUUCAAUGAGUUUUAUUUCUUGGUGGAUCCUGUGCUUUUAAAAGGUCACAGUUUUUCUCUCUUUCUCCUCAGUUAACUUCAGUUGCUGCAAAAUGAAUUCAAAGUGAAAAAGGAGUCUGGACUGUUAACUCAGUUGGGGAAAAGGAGAAAAAGAGGAAAAAAUUCCCGUUCCCAACAGUUCAAGCAAAAGCAAAUUGUUGCAACUUCUCCUAGCUUGUGUGUUUUUCUUCUGUCCUAACUUUUGCCAUCUGGACCAAACUCUGGCUGUCAUUAUCUGUGAAAUGUUGGAGAAUAUGUUUUAGAUCAGCAUGCUUUUCUCCCUCAUAUACAAACCAUUGGCAUUUUGUUUUAUGUUUUUAGAAGUCAACCUCUACUGUACCCCCCAAACAAAAAAAAAUGGCAUACAGCUGUCAGUAGAUCCAUGAAAAUUGUUAUAAUGGGGAGACAUUCCAUAGGGAAGAGCUGUUUUGGCAAGGUGUUGUUCACAAGACCCAGCUCUGCUAGAAAGUUAAUGGGAAUUCCAUAGGUAAGCCCAUGAGUGUUUUCAGAGAGAGAAUAUCUAGGGCAGAGGUUGAGGAGGAAGAAGAACGGGAGGUUUUCUCCAUUGUCUUCCUCACCCCUGGCCUUUAGAAAGAGGACUGUGUUUCUCUGUUCAGCUAACUGAUCUCUUUAGUGCCUGUUAAUACUCUUGCAGAAUUUCCUGAUUAGAUUUCCUCAUGGUUGCUGUAACAAAACCCAUAUCUUUAUAAACUUGAGAAAUUUCUGAUUAAUCUGAAAUACUGUAAAUAUGAAGUCCAAAGGGCAGAGUUGGGACUCUCUUUCACUAUAGAACAUGGAAAAGUUGCUUUGGGGGAUUGCAACUUUCAGAAUCUUAUAGUGGCUAUGCUGGUUGGGGAAUUCUGGGAACUGUAAUCCCAAGGAGUAACAUUUCCAAGGUCUGGUCAGCUGAGAAUAAUUUUGAUGGUAGUUCGCAAAAUCCACACAAUAAACUACAAAGCUACGAAAAGCCAGGUGGUAUUUUAUAUACACAGUGUUACAGCAACUGUUGUAUAGAAUAUGAAAAGAAUAAUUGAAAAUAUUUGAAAAAAAAUUGUUUAAAAGUUGAGAGAGUUGAGUGCUGAGAAACCCCAACAAAGAAUCCUGGACUGUCAAGAAUUUCCGCAGUUUAGGACUUAUUUUGUUGAAAAUUCACAGUUGGUAGUUUUGGGCAAAAAACACAAUUUUCUGUUGGGGACACAGCAUUUUUGUUGCAGAAAAUGCUCCAAAACCCUCAUUAAAUAGUAAUUAGCAUUAAUUGUUCACAUUGAAUGGGGAAAGGUACUUAGAUUCCAAUCCACACUCCAUUUUUUAUCAUUUGGAUUCAUUAACAACCCUCCUACAAUCUGUCAGUCCAUUGACCUGUACCUUCUCAAACUUAAUUGUGGCAAGAAGAGCAGUAUGUAAAGCAUGAGAGAUAUGGAAUGGCAGAGGACAUCACAAAAUGAUGCUGGUUCUACAUAAGCCAGAAUAUUUACUCACUCUUGGAGUGGAUUUCCCAGUAACCUCUUAAAGUAUCCAUUUCAGAAUAAGGACUAAUCCCUUGGAAAAUAUGUUAUGACACACUUCUAGGAUUUUAUGUUGUUGUUGGUUGGCUGCAAGUGGUAUAAAUGGCUUUAUCAAGAGCCAAGUAAGUGUGGCCUUCAUAAUUGCCAUUCCAGGGGGAGAGCUCACACACGGUGUAGCUAGGAAUGAAAUACCAAGAGUUAUGCAGCUCCUGGCUAUGGAUUGGCCAAUUACUUGGAAAUUUGGGUGUCCCCCAGCUGGCAGCCUGGUCCCAUUAUAAUUAGUCUGGAAUUUGAUGGGAUUUUAAACUCAUAUGGCUAAGGGAAACACAGAAUCCCAGUAUUUUCAGGGAUGGGUUAGUAUGUCAAAAUCAUUCUGCUUCACUUAGAAUGUAAAACAGAUUGAUGUUGUGCUUCAUUUGGAUCCAGAUUUAUUACCAUUUAGUCAGUAAACUCUCAAAGGCAGUCUCAGCUUGAACACAUUUUUUUGGGACUGAAGAUACAGUAGGCACCAUUUGUGAUCAUUCAGCUGAGAUAGGAGGAAAUGUCUGCUUAACAGGUGAAACUGCAGCAACAAGAAACUGAGAUAAUGGUUGCCAUUUUGCAUAUAUUGUGAUGAAAGCGAUAAAAGGAAAUCAGGCCAAUAUAGUCCCCACUCCAUACUAACUUUUGAUUCUGUUUCUCAAUCUAAACAUUUAAUUUUGUGUUCAAAAUUGUCUCUGUGUUAAAUUUUAUCCUAACAGCUAUGCCUCAGGAAGUGUCUCAGGCAGAAUAGAUUUAAAAUGUUGGAGUAUGUCACUGUCUUUGCAAGCGGCAAACUGAAUUAUUGAGUGCCCUCUGUGUUAAAAGCUCUUUGUAUGGAGUGAAUUAGAGUUAGGUCAAAAACUUGAGCAGACCUUGUUUUGAUAUCUUGGCUUUUCUACCCAUCAGGAAGUUUUAAUGUUGUUUUUACCCACUACUGUGGAUAUACAUCGUACUGGUACAUUUUCCCAUCUCAGUGAGAAAGAAUAUCUUGAAAUUUUGAAAUAUUUUAUUAGGAAAAAGUUUUGCUCUGUGUGAUUUUCCUUUUUUCCAUUUUGUGAUAUUUUUGUGCAAGAAAAAAAUGUUUGCACAAAGCAUUAGACUGCAUGAAUAACGAAACCCAAUGCAUUUUGUCCAAAAAUGGUUUUCUGUGCAAAAAAAAAAAGUUUGUGUUCAAAAGUAAGCUGUAUCCACAAAUUGCUUCUUCAUUCUUGCAUGGAAGCCAAAAUUACAAAAUAUUUUAUCCCAAGUGGCUACUUGUAAAGAUGUAGUUGCAUAAAAUUGAUGAGAAAAUGUAGUAAAACAAGCUGUUGCUGAAUAGCAUCCCAAGUGAGUUAGGUGUUUUAAGAUCCAAUGACUCUUUGUCAAAGAACAAACUUCCAUAAUGCCUUAUAGACAAACAGUUCAUAAUCCCUAUGAACUUUUAUUGAAAAACUCUGAACGUUACUGAGUAAAAGAACAAGCUAAAAUGUGAAUUAAUAUCAGUGCUUUAGUGAAAGACUCCUUCACACAUAUUUUAUUAUCAAACAAUAGAAAGCAGAAAAACAGCCUUAUUAUUAUCCACUUUUAUUUCUAUUACUGACCUCUCCAAAUAAGUGCCUAGGUAAUUCAGCAGUCUCUUGUGUUAAUAAUGGUGAAUGCAAGACAAUUUUUAUGUUACGAGAUUGUGUCUUGAUUAUGGUUUUCAAAUUGUGUUCCAGCAAAACAUGGGGGUUUUCCAUGCAAAAAUAAUUAAUGAUGAAGCAAUAUCUCCAAAAGAUCAAAUAUUGCUCUUCCUCUCUCGUACACUGGCAAAGAGGAGUGCUGGGUGUGUUGUAGGCAGAAUUUGAGAAUGUUCUUUUUUAAAAAAAAAAAACCAAAACAAAACAAAACCAUUAUUCCCAGAAUAUUCCAAGCAGCAUGAUGUUGUCCAACAACAGCAAACAUUCAAACUCACCAAUUUCCAGUAUUAGCCCAUGCUAUCUAUUCCUGUGAAGGCAACACAUGUCACACAGGACCUGUGUGUCCUGUAAAAGAAGCAACUUCAGAAAUGUUCCAGAAUGGCCAUAGUUCCAUUUUUUUAACUGUCUUGCCUUGCCACAAGAAAUGAAGCCUUGAAUUGUGUUGGAUAGUUGCAACUAUCCAACUUACUGAAUCAGUGGUGAGUUAAUUUGCGUAUAAUUCCACUGAAUCAAUAGGUUAACUCUACUUGAGCCACCAAUAUUUUUCAGAUGUACGUUAUGUUGGUUGGGGGAUUUUUGGUGUUACAAACCAAAAACUAAUAUCUAGGGUCUGGACAAGUGCACCAACCCUUGCAUUUGAGUUUUUAUUUUCUCUAAUGUUUGCCCUAAAUUUAUAAACUGAACAGAAUUAUUUGUAAGGGGGGUCUUUAAAAAUGAAAUUAGCUCAUAGUUCCAAGUUGAGAAUUAAAACUGAGAAUGGCAUUCCCAAUUCUGAAUGAAGGUUUGGGAAGAUACUUUAUCCAUAUAGUCUAGGACAUUCUAACAAUCAAUCAAUCAACCAUCCUUCCUUCCUUUUCCUUUUCUGGUGCUCUUGAAUGGAGUUUCUUAAAAUUGAGGCAGGAUUCCACAUGGUCAAAAUGGAACUGGAGAUAGACAAAGCUUAGAAUUGGAUAACUUUUGAGCAGUCUUGGGAUGGGGGCAUUCUCCCACUUACAAUUGUUGCUUGUCACCAAAAUUAACUGAUGGCAAUUAAAUAAGCCCCUCUUUCAAAACCUAACAGCAUUAGAUUUUUUUAAUUUCAACAAGAUGGGUGGAAAAAUGCAUGUCUUGUUUAAAAGCAGGCAUGGACCAAGAGUCACCUGCCAGAGGUUGGUGGAGCAUAAAUGCCUUCCCCAGCUCUGGCUAUGCUGCUUGCUAAGGACAAUUAGGAACUGCAAUUCAAAAACCCCUGGAGACUGUGCUUUUCUCACCUCUUUCUAAAGGAACAUUGUGGUUCUUUUUCUUUUCUUUUCUUUUCUUUUUUACAAAAGUGGGGAAAUGCAGUGGUGAAAUUUUGAUGUUAGUGCGGUAAUGGGAGGGGGAGAGAAUGUGGUUCACAUCCACUCACUUGCCCACUGCCUUCAGGCAUUAUUGUCCUCUAUUGUCCACCUAUAUAUGGUGGAAUAUAUGGGAAGGGCAUCACUGUGGAAAUAAUGACAAAGUUGUGGCCUGUAAAUCUGGGACUUUGGUUGGAAUGGAUCAAGCGUAAUUAUUCUUGGUAUCGUGGUAUCACCUGAUCAUACAUUGUUUUUAACUAGAGGCCAUAUUAACGAGAGAGCAGAGAGACUUGUGUCCCUUCCUCCCGAGUACUACCAGCCAUUCUCAUGGCUACACUAGCCAGCCUCAUGGAUUUUAGUGUUCACCCAACUUUGCCUCUAGUUGGCAACUGGAAAACCCAGCUAUUAUACUCAGGGGGCCAGCUGUAGCCCAUGGGUAUCUCAGUUACCAAUGCCUAGUAUAUGCUGUUUUGCCACAUGCAUGCCUUUUUUGAAAAUUACGUGUGAUCCCCACCAAUUUGCAUGCACAUGUUUAUGUGAAAUAUCCACAUGACACAAUACCUUAGCUUUGUGUCCCAAUGCACAAGGACAUAUUUGCCUGUCAUCACAUUUCAACUAUGUUUCUGCUGUCUACAUCUGGCCGUGAUCAUCUAAUCUAUCAAGGUUUAAAAUAAUUCCCCCGAUGCUCCUUUGAAAGUUGAAUAUGUACUUGACUGUCACAAGACUUGAAGCCAAUUCCUAUAUCCUUUUGUAAGGGUAAAAUUCACAUCUAAGCAAUGGGAAGCAUUUGCUGUAAAAAGAAUCAACUCUCAUUUCCUCUCUUUUUUCCCUUCCCAGCAAAUACUUUUUUCUUCCUAACUUGUGAGGUGUGGAGCGUCUCUUAUAUGUUACACCUGUUGAUGAGGUGUAAGCUCUUUUCUAAUUGAUCCAAGUAUUCAGUGAAUUGCAGCAGUCCCCUUCGUGGUUCUGCCUCUUUCUUUUUAUAGGAUUCUCUUUACAAAGUUUAUAUUGGUUAUCUUGCAGAUCUCCUCUAAAGCAAUAUCUUGAGUUGUUCUUUUUUAUAAAAGGAACUAAAGGACAUGACCCAGUCAGAGUUGGGCACUUCUGAGACCCUUGAUUUUCUAUGGGUGACAAUAUUUAAACAAAUUUGUGUUGCUCGACAAGUUCCUCCUUUGCUGCAGGUCUUUGAAGCCUUGUUGCUACUGCUUCAAAUCAAUGUGGAUCUGGGUGAAUGUGAAAAGCAAUGGGUAGAGAAGCAACAGGUGGAAAAACAAGAUUUAACUUUCACCUUGGGAAAAGGAGAAGCAGGAUUCAUGUUCUAAGGAUACAUAAUGCUCCUAUCUCCUGUUCUAAGGAUACAUAAUGCUCCUGUUUAUUUUGUUCUAAAUAAUCAUAGCACUUCAAGCUGAUAUGACUUCAUUUUAUGGAAUCCAGGGAUUUUAGUUUGGUCAAACCUAUUGGUCUCUGGUGGAGGAUUCCUGGAUGGAGCCACCACAGUUCACAUGAUAUCAAAAUGCUGUAAUUACAUCAUGUGAAAGAGUGAAAAUUAAAUAAUACUUUCAAAUAGUAAACCUUUGACUGGUUCAUGCCCAAAAGAAGAUUGAACUGCCAACCCAAUAAACAGUGUGGAAAUGUGCCAUCCCGUUCAGUAUUUGUAGGUGUCCAUUUUUAACACGGUGUUCUUUUCACUAAGUACUACAUGCAUUAAUUUAUAUUUAUAUAUUGUCAAUAUUGUUGUAAUCAAACUUCUUUUUUAAUAGAAAGAAAACACUUCAAAGAACAAGGCCUUGUAUUUUAGGUGAUGUUCUUUCACGAUCCACCUGAAAUGUUUUUGUUUUGUUUUUCCUUUCACUGAUAUCUUGCACUUAAGACAUGUAGCAAUACUUAAUAUAUUCCCUUCACGAGCAUUUGUUAAGUGAUUUUUAGUUAAUGGCUGAUACAUGUUUUGUACAAAAUAGAUUCUGUACAGGAAAAAAAGAGAAAUCUUUUAGAUAAACAUUAUUUAUUUUUACUGUUUUGUAAGUUAGACACUAUAAUGAUCCUUUUUUGCCAGAAUUACUGGAAGUGCCUCUUGGUAUAAUGUAUAAUAGUAAAUACGUAUUCAGAACUAUUAGAGAUACUUUGUCACAAAAUGAACAAUGUGGAUGUCGCAAUGUGAAGAAAAAACAUAAAUAUAAUUCUGUGGUAUCA